AUGUCUUCGCCCGAGAGCCCUCAUACUCCGCCCGUUGGCGCUACCAUCCAUCAGCUCGAGAUCAAGACCAUAUUCGAUGCCCUCGACGAUCGCGACAAGUUGUAUGCCCAUUACCUUGCACGGGCAGCAUGGCAUGGAAGCAGGAUCAUCAUGCGGCAGGUGUCGCCGGAAAGCCCCGACAUCUUUGACUUCAUCAUGGAUCUCUACCAUGCCUGUGAUGGGAAAUGGGACACCUUGGUAGCGCAAUGCAACAUCACUCCCGGAGAACUGGCUUCAUUUCUCGAGUAUGCCGCCACGUUUCUUUGCAACUUGGGCAACUUUUAUGGAGAGGGCGACCAGAAGUUCAUCCCUGACGUGUCGGCAGAAGCUCUCGGGAAGCUUGCUGGUGUUUCCCCAAAGACGAAAGCUGGGCUAGACAAGAUCAUUGAUCGUUUGUUGGCAGUUCCGCCGUUCAGUCUCGGAUACCCCGGCAAGAAUGCACAGUCGGGCUACUACCCUACCGAGGAGCCCAUUACUAAGGACGACAUCGCCAAGGUCUCAGACAUCAUGAACAAAAGGUUAAUCGGCCCGGAGAAUACACGCGUUCGAAAAGUGCUCAAAAACGGCAAGCCUGUGUUGCAGGUGUUGCAAGCUUCUGCAGAAACCCAUCUACCCAAGAAUGGCGACAACGAACUAGCAGACGGCAUCUUCCUUGUCCGAGGAGACCACUCGGAGGAAUUGGCCAAGAUCUGCUCCGAUUUAGAAAUAGCAAAGCAGUAUGCCGGGAAUGAUAAACAGACCGAGUUUUUGACACAAUACAUCGAAUGCUUUCGCACUGGCAGCUUAGAAGCCUUCCAAGAAUCGCAAAAGGCUUGGGUGACGGAUGUAUCAGCCAGAGUCGAGAACAUACUUGGCUUCAUCGAGCCUUACCGCGACCCGGCUGGAAUCCGCUCUGAGUGGGAGGCUAUGAUAGGCAUUGCCGAUGCCGAUGAAAUCAAGAGAUUGAAAACCUUUGUCCACAGCUCAGCUACAUUCAUUCGACAGCUUCCAUGGGCGGUCGAAGGUGUGAAUGACGGCAAAGGACCAUAUGAAAAGAGUCUAUUUGAGGCUCCAGACUUUACUAGUGUCCAUGCGCUGGCUGUGUGUGGAAGCAUCGUCUUUGAAGCCGCCAAUCUCCCAAAUUAUGAUUACAUCCGAGAGACCCGUGGCUUCAAGAAUAUCGUCCUCGCGAAUCGCCUCAGCGUCAACAACAACCCCGACCUUCCCUGCUACUGGGUUGACUCGUCCGAACUCAAGUUUUUUAAGAAGACGACGCACAUUGUGAGGUUUCUCACCACUGCCAUCCAUGAAUUGAUCGGCCACGGCACAGGCAAGCUCCUCAGCGAGACGUCGCCAGGAACCUACAACUUUGACAAGCAGAAUCCUCCAAUCAGCCCUCUCAGCGGGGAAGCCGUAACUUCAUACUAUCUGCCCGGCCAGACGUGGGGAAGUGUGUUUGGGAAGCUGGCAGGAACAGUCGAGGAAUGUCGUGCAAUCUUAAUGUCGGAAUAUCUCAUGGACAACAAGCAUCUGCUGAGCAUUUUCGGCUACACGGACAGCAGCAGCAUCACAGCUGAAGACCUUCUCUACGCAACAUAUCUCAACAUUGGCGUCGAUGGUCUGCAAGCACUCGAGCAUUAUAACCUCCAAGACCAAGCCUGGGGCCAAGUCCACCACCAAGCUCACUUCUCCAUUCUUAAACACCUCCUACAAGACGGGAACGGAGUCAUCUCCAUCACCCACCAUUCCACGCAGCAAUCUCUCACAGUAAAUGUUGACCGGUCCAAGAUCCUUUCCCACGGUAAACAAUCUCUGGGCUCGUAUCUCUGCAAGCUACACAUUUGGCGCUGCACCGCCGAUGUAUCUGCAUGCAGCAGGUUCUAUGAGCCUCUGUGCAUAGUUGAUGGUGUGUAUGAAGAAUGGCGCAAGAUUGUCGUGUCGAAACCCAAGAUGAAGUGGAAGUUUGUGCAGCCAAAUACCUUCCGAACGGGUGAAAGUGUCCAAGUCAAGGUUUACGACGAGACUAACGAGGGUAUUAUCCAGUCGUGGGCUGAGAGGGACAUCUGA
This is a messenger RNA of Trichoderma aggressivum f. europaeum, 2085 nucleotides long. RefSeq lists its product as uncharacterized. The record is from RefSeq and is a predicted model, not a curated record. The transcript has 6 exons. NCBI's taxonomy places the organism in Eukaryota, Fungi, Ascomycota, Sordariomycetes, Hypocreales, Hypocreaceae. Gene Ontology annotation, molecular function: dipeptidyl-peptidase activity. Gene Ontology annotation, cellular component: cytoplasm. The coding region runs from base 1 to 2085 and encodes 694 amino acids.